AUUCAAGACGCUAAAUAAGAAUCAGAGAAGCUAGUUAAUUAUUUAGGAAAUAAUUCUAGAAGCUGAACAAUUAUUUAGAAGAUAAUUAGAGAAUCGUUUGAAAGAUAAUUCCACAAAAAAAUCGACAAAAAGCGUCACGAUCCCAAUGAUCAAGAAAGCGGAGAGCACCGAAGCAAUCUCGAUCCGAUCUACCCCGAGGAUCUCUAGAUCCACGAGCACCGUUCCAACGACCUUUGAUCGCUGCGGCCGAGUGGCCGUGCAAUUGUUACUGGUUAUCCCCGACUUUUCCACCUGAGCACAGUGAUCUUUCUCACCCGUGGUGGGGGGAGAGGAGGACGCCGCGGUCCAGCUCCCCCAUUGGCGAACGCUCCACGUGCUGGUCACGGGCGGGCCCGGGUGGGGGCAGCCUGCAAUGUCUCUAACACAAUUUUUGAACUUCCACCGACCCGAGUUUUCAUCACUUUUGCACAGAAGCGCACGCGGCACGCACCUGUCCGGUCGCGGACUCCUUCAACUCUGCGUGAGAACCCAAGCUGUCUUUUUGCGAUCGAGAGUCGCCUUACGAAAAAUCGUCCGCGGGGAAAAGUCUGUGGAAAAUCGGAUUCCGGGAAAGUCUGUGGAAAAUCGUCUGUGAAAGAUCGUUUUUGAAAUAUCGUCUUCGGAGGGACGCCGUUCGAAAAUCGUCUCGGAUCAAUCGUGUACCGAAAUAUCGUCUUUGAUUAAUCGUCCGCGGAAAAUCGGACUGCAAUAAUCGUUCACGGAAAAUAGUCUCGGAAAAUCGCCUUUGGAAAAUCAUCUUUGGAUCGUCGUCUUUGAGUAAUCGUCUCUGGACUGUCAGCUUUGGAAAAUCGUGUUCGGAAAAUCGUAUUUGGAAAAUCGUCUCCGGAAAAUUGUCUUUGGAAAAUCAUCUUUGGACUGUCGUUUUUUAAUCAUCGUCUCUGGACUGUCAGCUUUGGAAAAACGUGUUCGGAAAAUCGUUUUUGGAAAAUUAUUUUUGGACUGUCGUCUUUGAAAAAUCGUCUCUGGACUAUCACCUUUAGAAAAGCAUCUUUGAAAAAUCGUGUUUGUAAAAUCCUCUUCGGAAAAUCGUGUUCGGAAAAUUGCCUUCGGAAGAUCUUCAUUGGAAAAUCGCCUUCGGAAAAUUUCCUUCGGAAGAUCCUCUUUGGAAAAUCGCCUUCGGAAAAUCGCUUUUAGAAAAUUAUCUUCGGAAAAUCCUCUUUGGAAAAUCGCCUUCAGAAAAUCGCCUUCGGAAAAUCGCCUUCAUAAAAUCAGUCGAAAAAUCAACCUUAAAGUGCACUCGGAAACGUCGCCGCUGGAACCGAAGAGCCUGUGAUCGAAGGGUCGCGUGUCCAGAUCUUUGACAUUUGACACCGAGUGAAGUGUACGGGUCAAAAUGAAGGACUUCAUGAUGAUAUGGAACAGGAUCGCCGGCCGCCGGUACUCGGCCGUCAAUACGCAAACAAACGGGACGACGAACCAGAGCCAGAGCGACUCGAGCGAGUCCGAGGAGACGGCGAUGACGAUCGGCCAAAAGACGAGCACCAUCAGGAGAAAGUCGUCGCUGGUCGUGAACCGUCUGUUCAACGCGGCGUUGUCCCCGGUCCACUCGACCGCCGGCACAGCGAAGCAACAGAGAAACAUUUUCUGGCUGAUGGCACUGGGCCUGUUCAGCCUGGCAUUCGGCUUCAUAUUCGUCGUGUUCGAGCCCUACGAGAUGCUGUUGAAGUUCAAGGUCACGUUCGGGCCCGGAGGAGAGAUCUUCGAGAUGUGGCGGAAACCAGAGAUCGAUCUCUACCUGAAGGUCUACCUGUUCAACGUGACAAACCACGAGGACUAUAUGUCCGGCAAGGUCAGCAAGCUGAAGUUCCAAGAGGUCGGGCCUUACGUGUACAGAGAGGCCUUCGAGCACAAAGACGUGGACUUCAACCCUAACGGGACGGUAACCGCAAACGUGUACCACCCGUUGAAGUACGUGCCGGAAAUGAGCGCCGGUGCCGAAGAGGACCUCCUGAUCCUGCCGAACAUAGCGUUGCUGAGCAUCACCAAUGUGAUGAAGGAUGCGGCCUAUUUCACCAGGCUCGGUUUGAACAUGUUGAUCCAUCACACCGAUUCCCAGCCUUUAGUUCGAAUGACUGCUCGAGAGUUCAUGUUCGGCUACGAGUCCACGCUCGUCACCCUCGGCAACAAGAUGAUGCCAGCGUGGAUCAAGUUCGACAAGCUUGGACUAAUUGAUAGGAUGUACGAUUUUGACGGGGAUUACGAAACAGUUUACACUGGAGAAACCGACGUCACUAUGUCGGGGCUGAUUGAAAAGUACAACGGCGACGUGAAUCUGCCGCAAUGGACGGGGAAGUGCGCGAACGUGAACGGCUCCAGCGACGGAACGAAGUUCCCUGGUUUCAUCAAGCCGAACGACACCGUGCUCUUCUUCAGGAAGAGUCUGUGCCGCAGUGCUCGCAUGGUUCACACGGGAGAGAAGACGAUAAGCGCACUGGACACGUACAAGUUCUCGAUCAUCGAGAACGAACUGGACAACGGCGUUUAUAAUCCGGAGAACAAGUGCUUCUGUCGUCAGGGACGCUGUCUCCAGGCUGGCCUAAUCGACGUCACCGAUUGUUAUUACGGUUUCCCCAUCGCUCUGUCCUACCCCCACUUCUACAAAACAGACCCAACCGUGUUGGAAGCCGUGGAAGGUUUGAAUCCACAGACAGAUCUCCACGAGUCCUACGCCUAUAUACAGCCAAAAUCGGGACUUCCGAUGAACCUGGCAUUCCGGUUCCAAAUAAACAUGGCCCUGCAGAACAUCGGUCACAUGGCCCGAGUGGAAAAGUUUGAAAAUUUCGUGUUGCCGCUACUGUGGUUCGAGAUUGGUAUGUACGGGUUGCCGAUGUCGAUGGUAAUUCGCUUCUGGUUCUACCUGGUCGCGUUGCCGAUCAUGGCAACCGUGGCGAUGUACACGCUGCUGCUCGGCGGUGGCACGGCCAUCUUCGUCUCGAUUUACAAGAUCGUCUUGCAGCAGGCAAGGGGAUCGUUGUUGCCGCAGCUGUCCGACAUGAAGAAUCAGAAUCUGAAAUACAUCACGAACAGGCGGCUCUCGUGCAAGAGCGAGAUGGACAUACAGUACAGCUCCCUGAUGGAAGCCAAGGACUCGAACGGAACCAUCGCGUCGGAAUUGUCGAACCUGAAAGAAGAGAUGGUGUGAUCUGUGACAGACGAUUCUCGGCCCGGGAAGAGGCUAUUUCCUGCGUGGACCAGUUCCUACGCUAUAUCUGACAGAACGCUUCGAAUCGCUUCGAAUUUCAACGGGCCGGAGUCCGGGUUCAUACGUUAGGCCGGAGCUCGGAAUUAACAGGCACGCAACGCGAGCAUCGCGCGGGCCACGCCUCUUGGCUCUCGUUGCGAGGGCCACGCCUCUCGAGCAUUCGUGGGCCACGCCUCUUGGCUCUCGUCGCGUCGGCCACGCCUCCCGGUUCUCGUUGCGCGGGCCAGACCUCCUGGUUCUCGUCGCGCGUCUCCCCCUCCACGCAGUCAUCGCGGAGCGCCGCAGACGCGCGUGCAUGGUCAGGAGGCGUGGCGCUCGCGGCCCUAGCGUAGCGCGCCGCUUAAUUCCGAUCCCCGAGUUAGGAGAUGCUCCGAUCGUCCGUAUAGGUCGGUAGUCAUCGUUCGGCGGAUCUCUGCGUCGAGCAGCGCUCCAAGUGUCCGGUACACAGUUUCUUAAAAUCGCGGAAGGGUUCGAUUCGAGUGUCGUACGCGAUUUCGCGGCGCUGUUACCCCCUGCAGCGUCGUUCGUGUUUUUAUAUUUUUCUAUCGCGCGGCGCGCACGUCGACGCAAACGGUGCAAAUCCGCGACGUGUUUCUUGAUUCUGCAGAGCGUGAAUUAUUAUGCAUUAGAUACCGACGUCUAUUUUUCCGUGUAUUCAAUCAGUCUAUCCGGUGUCCGUUUUCAACGAAAACUGGGUGUUUGUUCGGCUUCCUCGAGAAUUCGUCACGGCGUUCGGAAGGAAUUGCAUGUACACGGGAAACGAAAUGAUAUUAAGACUGAUACUAUUAUAGACUGGCCGAUUAGUGAUUAAGUGGUUUUGGAUGUCGUUGAACGAUCGCGUUGGUUAAAAAUGCGGACGGGAGAUUACGGUUUGCGUCGUCGUUUAUGGUUCGAAUGCGAACGAUUGCCCGUCUGGGAUUGCACCGUUUGUUAUUCCAGCGCAUCAGUUAGCCGUUAGUUCUCCAUUUUGUGUAGAUUAUUCGCUUGUGUGGGUACAGUUAGAGCAACGAAGCUAGACGAGGGACCACUUUAGCUGUGUGACCGCAACCGUGUGUCCUUGAACGACAAGUGUUCAAAAGUAUUAUUUAUAGAGGAACAUUUUGUAACUUUUCAUGGAGGAGCAUUGUCUUGUUGCACGUGCACGGAAAUCGUCAUACAUUGUUACUAACAGGCGCGAGAUUAAUCGAUAUUGAUUGUUAACAUUGGAAGCGAACCUAUAGUUUAACAGCAGCUUGAGAGAAAAUUAAUAACAACGGUACGUAACGGUCGUUCGAUUGUAAUUCAGCUAUAUCUGCGAACGAAAAUAACAGGAUCUUAGCGUAAUUAAAGCUUUCUUUUUUUUUAAGUAGUGCUAUUAAAUGCAUGCGUAUGUAGAUACUUUUGAAAUAACGAUCUUGCCUGCAAUUUGUAGUUAUCGUGGAUCAAUUAAGGAAACAGUAUUUUUUUAAGCGCGAAACGAUGCUUACAACACGGGCCGUAUUGUCCAAGUGUUUUUAGUAACAUUGGUUAACGGUGUUUUAUCUUGUGUUCUUUUUUUUGGAACGGUCCUCUGGUGGUACCAUUGAUAACAUCUUGUAAUAAAAUAUCAAUCGUUACUCGGUGCUCUCGCCGUUCACGAACAUUGUAAUGCUUGCCAGUGAUAAUAUCAAUGAUACGAAUAAUUUAUGAAUAAUUGCUCAAACGAUAUUUUUAAUAAAAAUUUAUAUAUGUUGA
Megalopta genalis is the source of this 4975-nucleotide messenger RNA. RefSeq names its product scavenger receptor class B member 1. Lineage: Eukaryota; Metazoa; Arthropoda; Insecta; Hymenoptera; Halictidae. The record is from RefSeq and is a predicted model, not a curated record. Gene Ontology annotation, molecular function: scavenger receptor activity. Gene Ontology annotation, cellular component: membrane; cytoplasm.